This is a messenger RNA of Centrocercus urophasianus (Greater sage-grouse), 1436 nucleotides long. RefSeq names its product X-ray repair cross complementing 2 (gene XRCC2). Gene Ontology annotation, molecular function: four-way junction DNA binding; ATP binding; ATP-dependent DNA damage sensor activity. The coding region runs from base 278 to 1162 and encodes 294 amino acids. The record is from RefSeq and is a predicted model, not a curated record. Lineage: Eukaryota; Metazoa; Chordata; Aves; Galliformes; Phasianidae. The transcript is spliced from 3 exons. Gene Ontology annotation, biological process: DNA strand invasion; double-strand break repair via homologous recombination. Gene Ontology annotation, cellular component: replication fork; Rad51B-Rad51C-Rad51D-XRCC2 complex; centrosome.
GUGUGUUACCCUGUCGCAAUAACGCUGCGUGGAGCACAUAAAAGCGUAGCAACACGAGUGGUCUUAAUUAUUGUGCGUUAAAACGCCAUUUUAUUGUAAGGGACUUCUGUUCUUAAGGGUUUUUGACACUCACUGAUGACCAAACCUGAGCGAGGUAGGAACCCAUAGCCGAUGGGUUGAUGGAGUCUUACAGUGCAAUCGCAGGAUCGUGAAGGUUGGAAAAAACCUCUCAGAUCACCAGGUCCAAUCCCAGCCCACCCCACUGUACCCAGUGGCUAUGGCUCUCUGCCACAUCUGCAUGGCUCUGGGACCCCCCAGGGAUAGCAACCCCACUGCCUCCAUAGGAGCCAUGCGCACCAUCCAGCUGCUUGCGCGCCUUGAGGGCAGAAGUUCUCUGAAAAACCUUGAACCUAAUCUGUUUGCUGAGGAAGGAUCUCCUGUUCAUGGAGAUGUCAUUGAAUUCCAUGGUCCAGAAGGAACAGGAAAAACUGAAAUGCUUUAUCACCUGAUAGCCCGCUGCAUCAUUCCAAAAUCAGGAGGGGGACUGGAAGUCGAAGUCAUGUUCAUUGACACAGACUACCAUUUUGAUAUGCUUCGUCUCGUUACCAUUCUUGAGCACAGACUGGAGCAAAGCACGGAAGAGGUGAUGAAGUGCUGCCUGGGAAGGCUUUUUCUUGUGAACUGUAACAGUAGCACCCAGUUACUUCUCACUCUUCAUUCUCUAGAAAACAUGUUUUGCACCCACCCCUCUCUCUGCCUUUUGAUUUUAGAUAGCAUAUCAGCUUUUUAUUGGAUCGACAGGAGUAACGGAGGGGAGAGUCUUAACUCGCAGCAGAUGAAUCUGAAGAAAUGUGCAAACUUUCUUGAAAAGCUUGUGAGGGAGCAUCACUUAGUCCUGUUUGCCACAACACAGUCCAUUAUGCAGAAAUCUACAAACUCUGCAGAAAGCUUCUUUCCUUUAAAACUUCAGCAUGAAAUUGAUGCAGACUAUCGACCUUAUCUUUGUAAAUCAUGGCAACAAAUGGUAACCCACAGGAUAUUUUUUUCCAAGCAGUUUAAUUCUGGCAACAGUAAAGGUUUUACACUCAUUUCUUGCCACCUCAAAAAAAGCCACGGUGCAAAACGUUCAUUUAAUAUUGCAGAAUGUGGAGUUCAGUUUUAAUUUCAGUUGAUCGUUUGAACUCUGGUGAAUCUCGGUGCUUAGGCCCGAUUUGCUCUAGGUAGGUUUUAGUGCCUUCUAAAUGAGCUGUUUGUUGCUGGGUGAUUAAAUACUUUUGUCACUAAUUUCUUUAACAAAGAGAAGGGCAGAACGCCUUGGCAUUUUUAACUGCUGUGGAUGUUCAGUCUCAGCUAGCGAGAAAUGUUGCGAUUCUUCGUUGGUGCUUAUUGCGAAAAGGAAAUUAAAUCAAGAAAAUGGCAACUGAAAUAAUUUUAAA